Molecule: messenger RNA, 1878 nt
Organism: Aspergillus sclerotioniger CBS 115572
Lineage: Eukaryota; Fungi; Ascomycota; Eurotiomycetes; Eurotiales; Aspergillaceae
Product: Zn(II)2Cys6 transcription factor domain-containing protein
Exons: 3
Biological process (GO): regulation of DNA-templated transcription
Molecular function (GO): zinc ion binding; DNA-binding transcription factor activity, RNA polymerase II-specific
Source: RefSeq, a predicted model, not a curated record
CCCCACCCCCUCCCCAAAAGCGUCAAAGUCCGAUCCACCUGCAACGCCUGCCAACAAGCCAAAAUCCGCUGCAGCCACGAGAAACCCUCCUGUCGACGAUGUCAAAAGCACAAUUUGAGUUGUGUGUAUAGUAUGUCUCGACGGUUAGGACGACCAGCGAAGAAGAAAGAUGGUGGGGAGGAUAUGGAUACGUUGGAGUUGGAUCAUCAUCAUCACAAUCACAAUAAUAAUAAUCGGGGAAGGAGUGGGUGUAAGAAGCAGAAGAAGAGAGUGGUUGAUCAGGAGGAAAGUAUUUUGGAUGGUGAUGGGGAUGUGUUGGAUGAGCAUCCGUUGAUGAUGAUGGAUGAGGGGGUUGGUUCUUUCUCUCUCUUUCUCUCUCUUUCUCUCUCUCUCUCUCUCUUUCUUCCUUCUGGUAUGUGGAUGAGUGUUGAUGAUAUAGUCUCCGACGCCGGCAUCGAUCUCUCCACCGAUAGCUGGCUACACGAAUUCAUGUCAAAUCCUGCUGCCGAUCUAGCACAAGAGAAAGAACUCCUCGAUUCUCUCGGUCUCAGCAGCAUCAAGCCCGAGAGUACCUGCGCGGAAAGGUCCCCCGAUCUGAAAGACAUCCCCAAGACACUCAUCCCCGAUGCAUCGGACAGUCACUACAUCGCUCCGACCAGCUUCGAACAGGACCCCUUGAUCGAGGUGGACCCUCAUCCCGAGUCAAAAUACAUCAAGGAAGAGUCCCUGUCCUGGCCACAGCCAUUCUCGACAAUGGACGACUUCCCAACCAGAUCCAUGGUCACGGAGGCGAGCGCCUUUACUCAAACCAAAGUAUCCAAACGUCCAUACGCAUAUGGCUUCCCCUCCACCACCGGGGAUAUCAAACCCCCUCCUGUCAUGCUCGCACCACAGCAUUACCAAUGCCAAUGCCACGAGAGAACUACCCAGGAUCUAAUCCGUGUGAAUAUCUUUGCAUCGCGCGCGAGUCCCUGCGCGACCAUCGACUCCAUCAUCUGCUGUCAACGCGUACUGCAGCAGUUAUCCGAGAUGAUUCUGCAGUGUGGAGUUUGUUCCAGGACGAGAUUGAAUCUGCUGAUGGUGGUGAUUGUCAGUAUCGAUGGUCUGGUAAAUGCCCUCGAGCCCAUCACUGCCAUGGAAACCGGUCUCGUGGAUAGACUGUUCACCGGAUACCACGAUCAACUGCUGCCGGAGAUUCCAGGGAACGCGAAUGUUCUACGGUACCGAGGGAAUGGUUCCAAGCGGCAGGUAGAGGCGUGUGCGUUGAAGAUCGGGACAUUCUGCGUCUCGUACGAAGACAAGUUCAUCUUCAUCAAACAGUUGUUGCUGUUUCGGUUGGGAGGACUCCUCGACACGGUCCGCAGGAUUCAAGCCUGUACGCAGGACACCCUGGCAAUGCCGGCAUCACAAGGCCGAUUGAUGAUGAUUAUGGAGACGGAGCAGCGGUUGCGGGCAGUGAUUAUUCGGACGCAGAGGAUCACAAUCCUCGACCUCACGCAGCGAAUCCACACCCACACGCAGGAAAUCCUAACCUGUACCGAGUGCCGAACCCCGUCUUCACUCACCAUGCUCCCCGCGCUAGCAGACCACUGUCUGGGACUAUUCGAGGCGGUGUGCGUGGCGUAUAAUAUGACUGGGACGAGUUCGAAAGGGUUGUUUGAUGCGGGGCAGUCGCUGCCGCUGCCGAGGGUGAUUUGUAUGAGGAGUAAGACGCAGUUGGGACAGAUGGAGUUGGAUGAGAAGGAGGAGGGGUUGUUGGUUAGGAUGCUGGUGGGGAGGGGGUGGGGAGGUUGGUGGAGGGGUUGGGGAUGGUGGUUAAGGGGUGGAGGGUUGUUGGGGGAAGGAUGGUGCUGGUGGUGGGGGGGUGAGGGCGUGUGA